Molecule: messenger RNA, 3684 nt
Organism: Pomacea canaliculata
Lineage: Eukaryota; Metazoa; Mollusca; Gastropoda; Architaenioglossa; Ampullariidae
Product: rho GTPase-activating protein 26-like
Exons: 27
Coding region: 190-2481 (763 amino acids)
Biological process (GO): signal transduction
Cellular component (GO): cytoplasm
Molecular function (GO): GTPase activator activity; protein binding
Source: RefSeq, a predicted model, not a curated record
AGGCUGCGCCAAAGGUUUUGUCAGGGGCAGUAAGCGACAUUCAACUAGACGAAUGUCGGCUGCUGCAGGUAGACAAUACGCGCAGUAACACUAUCAAUUAUUUUUCGCAAGCUGUCUCGGUGAUUUUGUAUGAAGCUUGUGAACUCUGUGGUUUUAAAAUUCUAAUUCAGUGAAGUAAAAAGCGUAAACAUGGGUCUUCAGCCUUUGGAAUUUUCAGACUGUCUUGUCGACAGCCCUUUUUUGAGAGGUAAACUUCAGGAACAUGAACAGGAGCUGGAGGGAAUGAGUAAAGCUAUUAAAGUGCUCAUUCAGCAUGGCAAGGAGGUAUUUGACGCAGCCCGACAGCUGUCCCAGGCACAGAAGACAUUUGCUAAGGAUUUAAAAGAUUUGCAGUUUCAGUGUAUAGACAAGCAGACAGAUGAUGAAACAACUAUUGUCAAAACUCUUUCUGAGUUUGGGAAAUAUCUUCUUGAUAUUGAACAGCUACGAGAAACCAUGGUAAAUUCAACCGAGCUACACUUCAUUCAGCGACUUGAGGCAUUCACUCGGAACGAUUUGGAUGCUGUUAAAGACCACAAGAAGAACUUUGACAAGCAGACAACCAUAUUCUGUCAGUCACAGGAGCGGUACUUAGGCAUCAAAUCUAAGGCCAGUGAAUCACAGCUAAAAGAGGCAGAUGUUCAGAUGGAGGCUGAUAGACGUGAGUUCUAUCAGGCUUCUAUGAAAUAUGUACUGAAGCUGCAGGAGAUGCACGAGAAGAAGAAAUUUGAGUUUGUAGAAAAUCUUCUGGGGUACAUGAGUGGCUGGAUGACAUUCUACCAUGAAGGCUAUGAAAAACUUGGUGACUUCAGACUAAAUGAUAAAAGAUUGAGACUUUUGCUGCAAAAGGCACGAGAGAACUUUGAAUGUACCAAAGGGGAAGCUGAACAGCUGAUGGACAAGAUGUUGAAAGCUCCUGGGACAGAGCUGAUGGAUCAGUCUGCUGUGUUACAAGGGUUUACACGCCAGGGCUAUCUGUACCUGAUGGAGAAAAAGGCCUUAGGCACAUCAUGGACAAAAUACUUUUGUCAGUACAACAAGGAAACCAAGGAAUUAUUUUGCAUGGUCUACAUGAAAAAUGGUGAAAUGGGGGAACCAGAUAAGUACAUACUGCAGUCAUGCACCAGGAGGAAGACCGAGUCCAUAGACAGAAGAUUUUGCUUUGAUGUCAUCGUUAAAGACAGACCAAACCCACUAACAUUCCAAGCAUUGUCUGGUGAUGACCGAAGAUACUGGCUGGAUGCUUUAGAUGGCCGCGAACCAGUUUACCUGGUAACAGAAAUAAAGUCAAAAUCAGUUUCAGUCAGUCUGAAUGAAGAUGGUUUCAACUUUGUGAAGAAGGCUAUUGCAGCUGUUGAAGCACGUGGGCUAGAGACAGAAGGACUUUACAGACUUCCUGGUGUCCAAUCAGCUGUUGCAACUUUACUGGAAAAGGCACUGAGAAGAGAUCACAAGAAAUCUGAGCCAAAUUAUGAAGACCCUGUUGCAGUAGAUACCAGAACACUUACCAGUACACUCAAACUUUACUUCAGAUCCUUGUCCGAACCUCUGAUGACAUUUGACCUUUAUGAUUCAUUUGUAGCAGCUGCUAAGCAAGAGACUGAAGAGCAGCGUCUGGAAAGUGUGAUGUUACACAUUAAGAAGCUGCCUUCAGCCAACUUUAACAUGCUGGCCCUGCUUGUUGGUCAUCUGGCUAGAAUUGCAGAGAAGAGUGCAGUGAAUGGGAUGUCAUCUGCAAAUCUUGGCAUUUGUUUCUCACCUUCACUUAUUCGACCUCGUUCAGAAACAAUGGCUUCUGUCCUUGACCUGCGGUUCUGCAGUAUUUUUGUGGAAAUCCUUAUACAGAAUUAUGAAAAGAUUUUCAGACUGAGAGCAGAUGCAGUUAACUGUGGCGAAGCAAAAUAUAGUGCAGCUCAUCGACCAUCGUUUAGCGUUGCCCCAGCUCGUGAGCCUGAUACUAGUGUCACACUUAGGCGAAAAUCAUCACCAGCUAUCAAGACUCCUGAGACAGAAUCAUCAGGGCCUGUCAAAUCAGGCAGGGUCAGCGCACUGGCAAAACACUUUAACCAGACAUCAAAACCCAACUUUACUGGAAGUGGCAGUAUCAAGCUUCGCAACCUGAGUGAUAGCAUUGUGCCUGGGGCCACCUCGUCUAGAUCUGAAAAGAAAAGUAACAACAAGAAGGAUACAAAUGAAGAGUUUAAAAAACCUGAACUUGAAGAGGGGACACCUGGACAUGAGUAUGAGCUUGUUGACAGGGUUGCUGGCAGACUAGCAAAGAGCAAGUAUGCUUGUACUGGGGGCUCCGUUUCAGAGCUGUCAUUUGAAGCCCAUCAGAUUAUCCAUGAUGUGCGGCCAUCCUUUGAAGAAGGCUGGCUUGUUGGAGAGUUAAACGGAAAGGUGGGACUGGUUCCUGAGAAUUAUGUGGAAUUCAUUGACUAAUGCCACAUCUGUAUUCAUUCCCCAAGCAUUAUGUGGAGUGUGCCAAGGAAAGGAUAUUCUUGAAGAGCAACAGAUCUGAAACCAGCAGACUUUCAUGUGAUAACCCUGUUUGGGCAAACACUGUGUGUGUGCACAACACCAACUAGCAGCAAAUACUAGAAGAAAUGCUAGAAGCUGGCUGGAUGGAUGCAUGUUUGACUGUGCUCAGAACUUUGGGGUACUUGGUACCUGGAGAUGGAAAUGGCUGAAACAACCAUAAGCCAGACCGACUUGUUUGAUAAUUAUGUGCAUCAUAAAAGAUUGAUUCUUUUAAAGUUGAGGAAACUGUCCCUGUGGGGUGCCAAGAAAGAACAACAGACUGUCAGUGUGUACAUAUCAAAUGGGAAUCCAUCACCUGACUCGUCUGCAUAAUGUUAAGUGCCAUAGUUUGUAAAGUACUCCAGAUGCUUAGAAGCUUGGUGGGGGGGAAAUUGUUUUCUUCUUGUCUUCUCAUGCUCCUCCUUUUCUGUCACUUGCUUUCCUUUGUGGCCUGGCUACAUCAUAAUGUAUUAUUGUGGCAUGACUAAAUCAUAGUGUAUUAUUGUGUUGGUUGAUGCUGUGUCAUAAAUUGACUUGCUGCACAACUAAUGAAGAAGGUUUUAAUUUCCUUUUUAUGAGCGGCACUGGCAUGACCACUCAGCAUGAAGAAUGCUACUCAUGCCAUGAGAGAAACAAGAACUAUGCUGCUUUAUGGUUCAUGGUAACUUGCAAUAUCCUGCUUCCCUCCUGGAAAAUAGCUAAAAUGUCUAUUAUCAAACCAAUAGCAAAGGAAGAAAACCAAAAAGUAUGCAUUAAUUCUUGGAGUAUUGAUGGAAAAAGUCUGGUAAUCAUUAUCCAGUAAAUGAAAGAUAAAAGUCUGGAAAAAGUGUGCCAGGUACUUGGCUUUCAGAUCACAAGGUUUAGUUGCCUUUGUGUGCUCUUCCAACUUCAAAUGAUGUUUUAUUAAAAUUAAGCAAGUGACAUGGAAAAUAAGGCCGCUUUCAAUAAGUCUGCUAUUUGUGAGCAUCUGUAAUAAAGCUUGUAAAUAGUGCUAACUGAUGUCCUUGUCAUAAAAUAUGUGCCAUGUUUAUAAGCCUUGACUGAAAGUUUUACUUGAGUAAAUAUGUAUUUUGGCAAUGAUAUUCAUUUAUGUUUUACAAUUAUAUAAAAAGUUCACUCAGUGCA